ACUUUCCGGAAAGACUGUAUAACUCGGAGAAUUAGAAAAUACAGUGAAGAUGGAAUGAGUCUCUGUAAUAAUUUAUGAAUAGAGUAAGGAAGAGAUACAUGGCAAAAAAGAAACUGACCUUUAAAAAUAAUGUUGUCAACCAAUUGUAUCCAGUGAAUUAUAUUAAUGACUGUUGCCAAGCUAAAUCGUAUUGCAAAAAGUGAUCCUCUCUACGUUGGUAACUACACUGUUAAACAAAAGACACAAGGUGGCUCUUACGUCUUACUUGAUAUUACUGGAGCUCUCCUACCAAGAGAUGCACCUCUAUCGCAUAUAAAGGUUAUUUUUCAGGAAAUACCCUUCAACUAAAAUAGACCAACUUGAAUCGUUGGAAGUUGAAACAGUUCUACACUGCAAAGGUACACAGGGUAACUACCUAUAUAGAGCUCGUUGGAAAAGGCACAAUGAAGAAGAUGAAACUUGGAAACCAACUAGUCAUUUCCAUGACUACACUCUUAUUCGCAAAU
This is a messenger RNA of Rhizopus microsporus ATCC 52813, 506 nucleotides long. RefSeq lists its product as uncharacterized. The transcript has a single exon. Lineage: Eukaryota; Fungi; Mucoromycota; Mucoromycetes; Mucorales; Rhizopodaceae. The record is from RefSeq and is a predicted model, not a curated record. Bases 166 to 348 code for a protein of 60 amino acids.